UUAGGAUGCUCCAUUAUAUAUAAUAUGGUAAUUGUUUACCUUUACAUAAUCAGCCCCAAAUGAUCUUCGAGUGUCCUUGACCUUCAAGAAGUCCUGUAAAAUUUCAUUGAAAUCUUUGCUUGGUACACGGAAGUUGAGCCAAAGUCACUUCGCGUGGAAAGUUGUACAAUUUCAAACGGGGAGGGGGGGUGGAGGAGGUGGUGGAGUAAAAAUAUAUAUACAUUAUGUCCGAAAAUUACAUUCUAUGUAUGAAAAUUGUUUUGUUUAUAACUGUCUAAUAAACAUCGAGCGACGAGAACGGUUGGUGACCUUGAUCUUUUUGAGGAUUAAGAUCAAGGUCACUCGAAGGUUAUUUGGGGCUGACUGUAUAAAGGUAAUUUGUAAUAUUUAUCUCAAAUCAAAAAUCAUCUAUAAUUUGCAGCUGGAACAAAUGGAAUUGGAGGUUCGUGGGAUGAACGGAAUAGCACGCGACCGCCUACGCGGUCGCGUAGAGAGUCAUAGAGCGGAAUUGAAACGCUUGACGCAAGAAUUUCAAACAGCAAAGAAACCAAAGGAGGACAUUACGGAAAUCACAGUGGAGGAAUCCUGGGACAAUAAUGUAACAGAAGACCAAAGGAAAAGACUAUUGGAUGCCUCUGAAAGAAUAGAACGAUCAGGACGAACGUUACAAAAUGGUUAUCGUAUGGCAUUAGAGACUGAGGAGAUCGGUUCUGAGGUGCUGAAGGAGCUUCAUGAACAGCGAGAGACGAUACAACGGAGCAGAGGAAGAUUACGUGAAACAGAUGCGGAGUUGGGGCGAGGGUCUCGGUUAUUAUCGGGAAUGAUCUUUCGGAGCCUUCAACAGAGAAUUAUCUUGGCAGGGGUGGCGCUGGUGCUUAUAAUCGUUGCGUGCAUUGUGAUAUAUUAUAGUUUUAAGAGUUAAAGAGAACAGACAUUUUUUUUUCUUCGGCCAGAUCCACCAGAUGUGGUUUGGAAGUUGUAUUUAUUAUUAGAGACUUCAAAAUGUUAUUUCUAUCAAAUUGCGAGGUAAUUCUGUAUUAUAUCGUCUAUCCAACCUUCUUGUACUUGUUUGUCACAUUUUGCCUUAGGACAUCAGUCUUUGCUAUACGUUUAUUCUUUUAUUAACUUGACAAACAUUAGAUGACUGAAUCAUGAUUUCUUAAACAAAGUCAGGAUCUCAAGCAAAACUGGCAGAAUGUCAUCAAACAAGAACAAAAGACUCCGUUUAAUUGUUAUAUAAAGUCUUGUAUAAAAAAAAUAUUGAC
Messenger RNA from Cyphomyrmex costatus, 1265 nucleotides. RefSeq names its product Vesicle transport through interaction with t-SNAREs 1a (gene Vti1a). The record is from RefSeq and is a predicted model, not a curated record. Gene Ontology annotation, biological process: Golgi to vacuole transport; retrograde transport, endosome to Golgi; intra-Golgi vesicle-mediated transport. The transcript is spliced from 2 exons. Gene Ontology annotation, cellular component: late endosome membrane; Golgi apparatus; endoplasmic reticulum membrane. Lineage: Eukaryota; Metazoa; Arthropoda; Insecta; Hymenoptera; Formicidae. Gene Ontology annotation, molecular function: SNARE binding; SNAP receptor activity. The coding region runs from base 245 to 922 and encodes 225 amino acids.